Geodia barretti is the source of this 2096-nucleotide messenger RNA. Lineage: Eukaryota; Metazoa; Porifera; Demospongiae; Tetractinellida; Geodiidae. The record is from the annotation of a GenBank genome assembly.
UCAAAUAAGAUAUCGACAUGACUUUUUGAUUCCUAACUAGAGGCAUAGUCAGAGACAGGUCCAUGUUCUACUCAUAGAUCCAUUGACUGGAGGUUUGAACCCAGGACACCAGCUCUUCCUCCUUGAACCAGAGACUUAUCUCUUUCUGAGCACUCUCCACACUAUCACUGCCAUGACAGAUAUUACUACAGGACGAGUGAGUUGGUAGUAUGAGUCGAGACACACUGUCCUCACCGUCCAAUGUGGAUACAAUAGUCCCCACGAAUGGUGCCUGGAGCAGAUUUUUGCUGCAGAGAGGCAGGCGAUUAUUAAGAGAUUGCUACAGACAUACCGGAGAUAUCUUACAGGGUCAGUCUCUCCCAGCAUUAUACGACCAGCGGCCACUGCAUUCAUACCCUCCCAUACCUGCAGGGGCACGCAGUUAGUGCCACACACACAAGGCUAGAAGUGAGUCACCAUGGCAGCUACAGGUCCUGAAGACAUGAACUUGCACAGACCAUCGUAGAAACCUUUGGAGCUGAGGUCCUUGUAGUGCUGCUUUACAUGAUCCAGAGACGGCUUGAGAAACUUGAGAGCCACCAACUUGUAUCCCUUCUGCUCGAAACGUUUUAUGAUUUCUCCAACCAGUCCUCGCUGAACACCGUCCACCUUUACCAUUAUGAACGUCCUCUCUGUCUUGUCUGCCUUCGACAUCUUGGAAAUAUACACACGCACCCCCUCGCAAAAAACACGUGGUCUUUGAUGCAGGCUAGGCGCGCUCUGCGUGUGUGUGUGUGCCUAGCUCGCUCUCGAUCUGCUAGCUAAGCGCAAAAACUAUAAGCGCGUGUUGAAAGGUAAGAUGCAGCGGUGGAAGUUUCUCUCUCGUCUGGUGAAGUUCCGUCAUUUGGAACUGGACAGCGCCUUCCAGCAGGUCUUCUGGACUGUUCUAGACCCCAAAAGACUGUUUCGCUACCAUCAGAACCAGAAUGAGAUGCAGGGACAAUGGUCAAGAGACGAUCCUUCGUUCUUCCUACUCCUCUGUACCUUCCUCGCUGUGACAUCACUGCUGCAGUCAGUGUGGAUGGGCCAGAGAGCCUGGGGCUAUAUCCUAGCUCUUCUCUGGGCAGUACUAGCUGACGGACUGAUUGCUGCUGUUCUUGUUGCAACAGUCAUGUGGCUUGUGGCAAGUUAUGCUCUGAGGAAGCCAGGGGCCAAGGCAGGGAAAGUGGAGUGGUCCUACUGCUUCGAUGUUCAUCUCAAUUCCCUUUUUCCUCUGGUGCUGUGUGUGUAUGGAGUCCAGUUGGUUGCAUGGCCACUGCUAGCCAGGGCCAACAUAGGGAGUCUGAUAGUGGCCAAUACCCUCUGGUCUGCUGGAUUUCUCUACUAUACAUACCUCACCUUCCUCGGAUAUACAGCUCUCCCAUCUCUUGACAACACGAUGGGACUGUUGUAUGUGGGACUGGGUGUGCUGUUUGUCUACCUCUUCUCCCUCCCACUGGGCUACAACUACUGCCUUCUCUUCCAGUCCUACCACUUAUGGAGAACUGGAGGACUUCACUGACUCUCACCCUCUCUCUCUCUCUCUCUCUCUCUCUCCUCUUCAUCUGCUCUGAAACAGCAAUUUUCACAAGUUUAAAAAGCAACUGGAGGGGACAGUGAAUACUGUGCGAUUUAAAAGUCCCACACCCCAUAAAUCACGUGAUUUGUGGACUAAACUGAAGGAUGGGGUGGAGUGGGGUAAUUUCACCCCUUGAGUACAGUGGUGGGGUGGGGUGAAGCCAUAGCUAUGUCUGUAGCUGCUGUUUUUUCUUGUAGGUGUUCUCGGGCGGUCUGUAUGGUAUUGGGAGGGUCAGAACCUGCAGGGCGUUGAAGGCAUACUGCCGAGCUCCAAUGUUCUUCUCUGCAUUUCUGAUACGAGUCCCGUACCUGCGCAUGGUGUCCAGGCAGUGUUGGUACUCAGAAGGAGCCAUUUUCAUUUCCUUCACAAGAAUCUGUGUCUGUUCCAGCGUCACACCCAUUGCAGUUCGAUCUUUAGCACUCUUACAACUGGUUACCCUUCCACCGUCAACAGUACGGCAAAUCUGAUGAGACAGAGAGGGGGAAGAUGAGGAGAGGGA